This is a messenger RNA of Daktulosphaira vitifoliae (grape phylloxera), 1245 nucleotides long. RefSeq names its product nucleoporin SEH1-A (gene Nup44A). The record is from RefSeq and is a predicted model, not a curated record. Gene Ontology annotation, molecular function: structural molecule activity; protein binding. Gene Ontology annotation, cellular component: Seh1-associated complex; nuclear pore outer ring. The transcript is spliced from 6 exons. Gene Ontology annotation, biological process: cellular response to amino acid starvation; positive regulation of TORC1 signaling. NCBI's taxonomy places the organism in Eukaryota, Metazoa, Arthropoda, Insecta, Hemiptera, Phylloxeridae. Bases 102 to 1172 code for a protein of 356 amino acids.
AAAUUUAAAAUUUAUUUUUGUCAUCUUAAUGAAAUUGAAAUCAUUUACUUUUUUUUUUAAAGAAUUUUUGUAAUAAAACUAUACAAUAUAUCCACGAGAAGAUGGUUGAAGCUCAUAGUAUUAAUGCUGAACAUAAAGACUUGAUACAUGAUGUUGCAUUCGAUUAUUAUGGUGAACGAAUGGCUACUUGCUCUACUGAUCAAUUUGUUAAGGUAUGGGAUCAAGAUGAGCAAGGUAAUUGGAACUUAACAGCUAGUUGGAAAGCCCAUAGUGGCUCUGUGUGGAAGGUAACAUGGGCUCAUCCAGAAUUCGGUCAAGUUCUAGCAACUUGUUCUUUUGAUAGAACUGCAGCUAUAUGGGAAGAAAUAAUUGGUGAAAGCAAUGAGGGAGGUACACUUUUGAGACAUUGGGUACGGCGUGCUAAUUUAGUUGAUUCACGUACAUCUGUUACUGAUGUUAAAUUUGGUCCUAAAUCUUUUGGAUUAAUAUUAGCCACAUGUUCAGCUGAUGGUGUGAUGCGAAUUUAUGAAGCACCUGAUGCAAUGAAUCUUGCACAAUGGCCUUUACAACAUGAAGUUUCUCUUAAAAUUCCUAGUAGUUGCCUAACUUGGAAUCCUCUACUCUCAAGUUUUAAAAUGCCAAAUGCUAUGAUUGCUGUUGGUAGUGAUGAAAAUUCUAAUACAACAAAUAGUAAGGUAUUUAUAUGCGAGUAUAAUGAAGUUUCUCGUCGUUGGUCCAAAACAGAGUCUGUGUCUAGUGUUACUCAUCCAGUCCAUGAUAUGAUAUUUGCUCCAAAUUUAGGACGCUCAUAUCAUCUACUAGCAAUAGCCACAAAUAAUGUUCGCAUUUUAAAACUAAAACCUAUUGCAGAUUCCACUAGUGGAUUUUCUUAUUCUAUUCAAACUUCUAUGCAAUGUGAUGACCAUUAUUGUACUGUAUGGAGAGUUGCUUGGAAUAUAACUGGUACUGUAUUAGCAUCAUCAGGAGAUGAUGGAUGUGUAAGGCUAUGGAAAUCUACAGUUGGAGAUUGGAAAUGUGUGGGUGUACUAAAACGUGAUGGGAAACUACCACAGUUACAAUUAAAUACCUCUAAGACAACAACUCAAAAUAACUUGACCAGAUUUUUCAAAUUAGGACAAAUAACUCAUCCCAGCGAAGUUCAUUGGCAUUAAAUUUCUUACUAUACUAAUAUUUAAAUUUAUUGUAAAUAAUUUUGUUUUUAGUUUUUCACUUUUUUUUUUUUUU